AGUAGAGUUAAGUCGUUUGUGUGGUGUGGUAGUGCCAAUUAAAUUUUGACAUUCUGAACGCGUGUUUAUAUUUGUUAUUUCAUUAUAAAUUAAAUAAUUAUUAUUUUGUUUCUAAUGUGAAGCGAAAUAACAAAAAAAUAUUGUAAAAAUAGUGUUUGUAGCAGUAUUAUAAAUUUAUCGUAAGAAGUGAAGACGUUUGGUGGUGAUGACUGAUGAUGGAUUUUGUGAUGUAGGGUUAGAACUGACGUUAUAUCGUGUGUUUUAGUAUAAAUAAGUUCAAAUUGACAAAGCAAUGGCGGUGAUUAAUUUUAGCGUGUAUUUGGUGCUUAUAUUUUACCAGCUUUCAACAGCUCAUAGUGACGAGACUUCAUCGGAAUCUGCAGAUCUUGGUCUGAUGGAUCCGAAGCCUGUGGGCGACGUGGAGGGGGUGCGGUGCUACUGCAACACGGCGCAGUGCGUGGGCACUGGAUACAUGUGCAGGUCGCGGCGAGGCGGCGGCUGCUACAGCGAGAUGCCGGCGCUCCGGCGGACGCACCACGCACGGCACGGCUGCCUGCACCACUUGGCCGACACGGAGCAAGAGGCAUUAUCACGCUGUCAGAACAGUCCGUCCCCUGGCUCGCCGCCACCCGGUGAACACUCGCUGCUGCUGUGCUGCUUCAGAGACCUCUGCAACCACGAGGAUAGUCCCCUGGCUAGGGCUAGAUUAAACAUGACCAAUGAUCUUGAUCCAAACGGUGUAGCGACGGAGCGAGGGGCGACGUACAGUAGUGAAGUGUGGUUCAAAGCCGCCACCAUAGCGGUGCCGGUCUGCGGCGCCCUCAUACUGUUCCUGUUAGUAGCAGUUGCAGUGCGGCUACUUCGAGCUGAUGCCCUGCUACACGCAGAUAGAAAAUUGAGAGGUGGAUACAUGUCUCCAGCUCAGCACUGUUCAGAGGACGUAAAGAAAGUAUGGGUGGGGAACUCUACUGCGCCUCUCUUAGUGACGUCGGGGGGUUGCCUCGUAGCCGUUGAAAGGGCUCAAUUAAUCGAUGUACCCCCAACCACGCAACUCUGUGAUAUCCAGCGGUAAAUCCGCUGUACGAAAGCGCAAUCUCUUUGGCGAGCUGUACCGUGAAGUGACGAUUAUUUAUGGACUUGCUUAUUUUAGAACUUAUUGUGUGUAUGAAUAUGAGGCUUUUUAGUUCGUGGUCUUGAGCUCUGUCAUUUGUUAAUGCGAGCGCUAUAUUAUUGAAUUUCGAUCUUAAAGUAUACAUAUGCAAGCUAAGAGUAAGAAUAAGCAUACUUGGCUUAUGUAUGCUCUAAGAUUUCGAUAGAUGGCACUGUAGCUGUCUUAUUUGAUAGAAAUAGAGGGCGUUAAUAUAGCUCAAUUAUAACUUCACUAAAACGAGUUGUCUUCAACGACAUAAUCUACAUUAAUAUGAUAAUUAUAAGCGUUGCCAUUUCAAGGCACUCUACUAAGACUGAUUUUGAAACAGAUUAUAACUUUGUGCUAUUAAAUAUAACUUGUAAGAACUUUACACAUCGAUGGUUUUGUAUCACAGAAAAACACAAAAUGCGUUUUGAAGUUUAUAAUUGGAUACUAAAAUUAUUUUUAAUAUAAAAAAAUUAAGAUUCUAUGUAUGCAUUAUUUUAAUCGGCUUAUGUGAAAACAAAAUACAUCCAUGCACAUAGUCCCUAAAAAUCCUGUGAGGUAAUUAGUGCUCUAAUAGGUUUCCACGAAUGAAGAGAUUAAUUUAUUAGAAAAAAUCAAAAUUAAAGUAAAGCAAAUUUAAGAAACGGAAGAUGUACAGAACAUGAGGUUUAGCUACAAUUCUAUUAGCAAAUGGCGAAACAAAAACAUCACUAGAAUAUGUUAAUACAUAUAUUUAAAAAGUUGGAAUAAAAUCACGAUUAAUUAUUAGAUUAUUUAAAAAAUAAAAAUCAACUUCGAUUAUCAUCGAAUAUUUUUAAAUACUUGAAGAACUACCACGAAAGUGUACAGAUACUUAAAGAUAUUAUGUUACAUGAUAGUACAAGUCAACAAGGAAUCAUGUCAUUUUAGAAGUUGGUUAAAAAUAAGAAAAGAUCAAGGUGAGUUUUACAGUACAGACAACAUGACAAAAUAAUAUUAUUAUGUCUUUGUCAGUGACACUGUAUUAUAUAAAAAUAUUUUUCUUUUACUGUAAUAAAAUGUAUUUGUAAAUCAAAGUCAAAAGCAAAUUCAAUGAGUGGCGCGGUAUUUAUUGAAAAAUGUUUAUAAGGACUCAAUUUAAAAAAAAAACCUAAUACCAUAGACAAAACUAUGCAUUCUUUAAGUACCCACACAAAAUUUAAAAAUGGUUCACCAAGACGCCUAGCUAAUUAGGCAAAAAACGCAAACGGAUGAUCAGCUUUUUGUUAUUCUACAAUGUUUAAUUUAAAUUAAUAAGUAGAUGGAUACGAACGUUUUUUAAUUGGAAAUAAUUCUAAAUAAAUAGUCAAGUGAAUGAUGGUUUUAUAAGAAAUAUGAAAUGUAAUGUAAUUAUAACUGUGUUGUGAAUUUAGUAUAAAAUGGGGCAUACGAUAUCGCAUAAGUUGUUUUUUCUUAUUAGAAAAAAGGUGUGAUUUUAUUACAUUACAAAUAUAAGGCAAUUUUUUUUAUUAAACAUCAAUUACAAAAAAGUUUGUUGUGUAAAGUGCCCUUAAAAAUUGAAUCUUGUUAAAUUGAUCUCAGAAUUGUUGAAUCCAUCAUUUCACGGAUCAGCUCGCGGUAUACCAAAUCAAGCACAGUGUAUUUUUUAAUUAUUAUUAUUAUUAUUAUUUUAAUUUCAUAAGCGCUUUGUGUUCCUUUAUGUUAUAUGUAAAAUGUAACCUGUCUAUCAUGAGAAUUUUUUCUAAAGAGAGUGUAGCCUUAAAUCUAUUUACGACAGAACGCGAAACCAUGUUACCAUAACAUCACAGAAAAUAUUUUAGUUCUUUAAUUUAUACGGAAUGACACAUAUAUACCUAUUUAUUAGGGUUUGUCACCUCUUUUAUCCACCAUCGAAAUAAAUACGUAUAAUGCAUGUUUGUUAUAAAUGACAAAAGACAGAGGGGAGGCAGAGACUACGGACUUCCAUUUGGCACGAUCUUGACGCACCUCACUCGUCUUCUUUACAUCCAUACCCAUACCUACCUACACAUAGAUGCUCGUCGGUUAAGGGUACUACUAAUCUGGCCCAUUUUCAAUAAAUAUACUCAUCCACUUGCUCAACCAACUCCCCUUAUAUUUUUAUUUCACAUAUCGUUUUACUUUCUUACCUUUCAAAAACCAUCACUUUCGUCUUACUUGCGUUCACUUUCUUGGCGUUGAGUCGCUCGCGUCCGUAGGCUUCGACCACCUAACCCUAGGCCCACCCUACCCGUGGCCCCCGGGCGAUGCUAAACGAGCGACAAAGCCGAAAGAACAGACUCUGCUCCUCGUCGAAUGGUAGCGGCGUAAAAUCUAUCACCCCUAGUUCGCACCAUGAGGCAUAUUAUAAAAGAAAGUGAACGAAAUUUAUCAUUCUUAAUUAUUUAAAAUCAAACAAACAUUAAAACUUUACAAAUAAUUUCAAUUCAUCAUGAACAUAGCAAAUAGUUAUCAUACCUCUAAAUAUUAUCAUAUCAUAAUUAUUAAUCAUGUUCUAUAACAAAACGGUUGUGAGAUCAACGAAAUAUGACGUCACAAAAAGGUUGCUCUUUGGACUAAUUCUUUGAUAAAGAUACGAAUUUAUUUUUAACAUAAAUAUCUAUUUUGAAAAAUGUAUCAAAUAUCUAAAUAUAAAAAAAUUGAUACCCAUGAACAAACCAGGAUAUUUUUGUGCCAGAAAAAGUACAUAUUCACAAUAUGUGCGAAUGUACUAAUGAAGGCAUAGCUCUAAGCAUUAUGCAUUUUUCAACUUAUGUAAAUGAGCGUUAAUAUAAAUAUUAUAUUUGUAAAUAUAUUUUUGUUAAGUUGUUACCUGUUGUAAUAUGCAUGUAUAUUAAGCUACUAAAUAACGUCACCUAGUCUUUUAUAAUCUGAUAAUUUUAUUUUACUUUAAAUCAAUUGUAAUCGUUUCACUACAAUAAGAUAUAAAAAUAUUUUAUUCAAAUUUAAUUUUAAACAAAAUAUUAAAAAGUAAAUUUACUUUUUUAAACAAUCAAACAUACUUUUAAUUUUUGUUGUAAAUAAAUUAAUGUUCUAGUAACAUGUGAUUUAUGUAACAUUUUUAAAAAAAUCUGAUAAAAAGAAUAUAUACAAAUUAAAAAUUACAAUUGCACGAAUAACGUAGUUCAAUUGUUUCAACAUUCUAUUCAGUCAGGUUUUAAUUUAUUUGAUGGAUAACUUUUAUCUAAUGAUUAAAAAUCAAUUUUUAAAUCAAUUUAAAAAUUCUACUUAUAAAAAAACAAUAUGAAAAAUCUUGUAUUUUACUUUAUUAUCUACUUUUAAAAUAUUAUUAUUAUUUAUGUCUCGGAUAUACUUACGAAAUACGAGACUAGACAACAAUGUUUUUUUUUAAAUAUAACCAUGUACUCACGAUAUCACAGACUAAUUAUACAAAUAUCAAUUACUAUGGGCCUUACUCUGUAAAUACAUUCUAAUCUUAUUGUAUACACUAAGCUUCCUAAGGUGCCUUACCUUUGACUUUUUUAUCUGUAAAAACUAUACAACAAAAUGUAAUGUACACUAGGUGCAAGUUAAUAAUACUCCGUAAUGUUAGUGAUUAUACCUGCGGUUGUAAAUAUUAUGUAUAAAUAUGAACGAAUAAAAUGAAAUUAUUUUAUUACCUGU
Molecule: messenger RNA, 4756 nt
Organism: Parnassius mnemosyne (clouded apollo)
Lineage: Eukaryota; Metazoa; Arthropoda; Insecta; Lepidoptera; Papilionidae
Source: the annotation of a GenBank genome assembly